UCCAAAAAAAGAAUUUACGAAGAAAAUCUGGACAAGCAAAGAAUCAACCUCACAAAAAGUUUUUGCCAGCCAAUUAGCUUCGAAACUUCUCAUUUGUACCACGUAAAUAAUCAAACAAACUUCAUAAAUUGUGGUUUAUGGUAGGCAAAGGCAACAUCUACAUUUUGUUCAUCUUGCUGAUCAUGGCUGAAAUUCUGUUCGAUCUCGCUACUGAAAUUUUGAAAAGCAUGGGUUCUCUUGCUGCUGAAGAAGUAACAUCUAUUUACGGGCUAGCCGAUGAGCUAGACAAGCUUUCUGAUACAGUUUCUUCCAUCCAAGCCGUACUCAUUGAUGCAGAGGCGCAGCAGUAGCAACCUGGUUAGGGACUGGAUAAAAAGGCUUAAGAAAGUGUUCUUUGAAGCUGAUGAUCUCUUGGAUGAUGUCGCCACUGAAGUUAAGCAUCGAAAAUUGUUUAAUAAGGUUGGUAUCUUCUUCUCAAAAUCAAAUCCUAUAAUUUAUAACUGUAAGAUAAGUCACCGUCUCAAGUCUAUUCGAUGAGACCUAGAUGUAAUUGCAAAAGAUAAGGCCUCCUUAAACCUAGUUGAAAGGAGGCAGCAACCUUUGCUUCCAGAGCCUUAUUCAGUCCAAUUGAAUUUGGAUAGAGAGACUUAUUCAUUUGUGCCUGAUGGAGAAGUGAUUGGAAGGAGUGAUGAUAAAAACAAAAUUGUGAAUUUUCUUUUGGAUUCUAAGGUUGAAGAGAAUGUUGUGGUCAUAUCAAAUGUUGGUCUUGGGGGACUAGGAAAGACCACUCUUGCACAAUGUGUGUUCAGUGAUGAAAUAAUUAAAAAGAACUUCGAUAAAGCAUUGUGGGUUUGUGUUUCGGACGUAUUUGAAGUGAAAAUGAUUGCAGAAAAAAUUGCUGAAUCUGGGGGAGGGAAGAAGGAUAAGUACCCUCAACUAGAUGCGGUGCAAAACGAGCUUAGGAAAAUGCUUGAUGGAAAGAAGUAUUUUCUAGUGCUCGAUGAUGUGUGGAACGAAGAUCCUUUGAAAUGGUCGAGACUGAAGAAUAUGUUGAUUAGUGGAGCCAAAGGAAGUAAGAUUUUACUUACUACUCGUUCAGACGUGGUGGUCAAAGUUUCAGGAAGUGUUCAUAAACAUAAAUUGGGAGACCUUUCAGAGGAAGAAGCAUGAACAUUGUUUGAAAAAAUGGCAUUUGGAUGUAACAAAGAGAGCAAAAAUUCUAAUUUGGUGGAAAUAGAAAAGGAAAUUGUGAGAAAGUGUGGAGGAGUUCCUCUUGCAAUAAGGUCAGUAGGAAGCCUACAAUACCUCAAAAGAACGGAGGAUGAGUGGAUGUAUUUCAAGAAUCAAGAUUUGUCAAAUAUCACAUGAGGAGGAAAUGAUCUAAUGGCCAUUUUGAGAUUGAGCUAUAAUUACCUUCCUCGACAUUUAAAGAUAUGCUUCGCAUAUUGUUCCCUCUAUCCAAAGGAUUUUGAAAUUCAGAGAUUUGAUUUGGUUGAUAUGUGGAAUGCUCAAGGCUUUAUUCAAUCAACUACUAGCAACAGAGAUAAUGUGGAGGAUGUUGCAAAUUCAUAUUUUGUGGAUUUGUUGUCAUUCUUUCAAGAAACUGAAGAGCAUGAAUCGUUUAUGCAAUUUUACAAAAUGCACGACCUUAUUCAUGAUCUCUCAAAAGAAUUUGCAGAUGGGGAGUUCUUUAGCAUCAUUAAACCAGAAGAUAUAAAGAUUGUCCCUGAUCAAAGUCUCCAUGCUUCUUUUUUAUUAUGGAUUAAUGGUUCAUCAGCAUUUCCCAAUUCAUUCUAUAGGAAGCAUAUGAAGUUGAGCACAUUUAGUUACCUAAAUAGUUAUUCAAUGAGUGUCAUGAGCAAUUCAACUUUAGAGAGAAUGAUUUCAAGUUUUUCACGCUUGCGCGUCCUACAUCUAGGUCAUCUGGGUAUAGAGUUUCUGCCUCAAUCUUUAGGAGUACUGAAGCAUCUAAGAUAUCUCUCUAUUUCUUCUUUGAGCAUUGUUACUUUACCAAAUACCAUAACAAAAUUGCAUAAUCUACAAAUUCUGAAGUUGGCUGAUUGCCGUAGACUCCAAAAUUUGCCAAGAGAUAAUUGGAGAUUGGUGAGCCUUCGACGUUUGUUAUGUCAAGGGUGUUGGUCAUUAACCCAUAUUCCGCCAUCAGUUGACAAGUCUCGUGCAUUUGGAUUUUGAUGGUUGCUCAUCCCUAGAAGAUAUGCCAGCUGAAAUUGGUCAAGUGACGUCUCUACGGACGUUGCCAAGUUUUAUCAUAGGGAAAGAAAGUUGCAUAUCUGGUCAGGCAAGUGACAAGUUAAAUGAACUAAAAGGCCUUGUUGAUCUCAGAAAUAGCUUAAGCAUUAAAUUCAUGGGACGAGUCGGUGCAAUUGGAGAAAGAACACCGAAAGGUGUAGUGAAAAGGAUGAAGCAUCUCCGACAGCUAAAUGUAGACUUUGAAUAUGGAUAUCACAGGGAUGUCGAUACUGGAGCUCAUCUGAUGAUGUUGGAAGCCCUGCAGCCUCACCAAAACAUUGAAGGAUUGCGAAUAAAAGAUUACAAUGGGUUGAGGUUUCCAAGUUGGUUGAUGGUUGAGAAUCUUGGCCUUUUGCUGCCCAAGCUUGUUGAUCUACAUAUAGAAGAUUGCCAUAAAUGCCAAAAGCUUCCACCGCUAUGGAAACUGCCUUCUCUCCAAAGUCUUGAACCGCGGAAUCUGGGCGGACUUGAAGGUUAUGAUGAUAAAUUCAUGCAACCAUCAAAGACUCCUGAACGCUACUACUUCUCUUCCUUAAAACAACUUGAACUGAAAGGAAUAAGUGAGAAGAUAUCGAAGCAAAUCCUUUGCCCAUCACUUCAUCAUCCUUCUCCUCUUUGCAACUUGAAAGAGUUGACUGUAGAUUCUGUUGAAGGCCUAGCAACUAUGUCAGAGGAUGUGUUCAAGAAUCUCAUGUCGCUUCAAUCUUUGUCUAUUAAAAACUGCGAAAAUCUGAUCUCUCUAUCCACAUGUCUAACUCAUCUCACUUCUCUGGAGACUUUAACUAUAGCGUAUUGCCCUGAGCUCGACUUGUCCAACGAAGAGGAAAUGCAAUUUCAAGUCCUGGGGAACUUAUCAACUCUCAAUCUUUGGGAGCUUGACAAGCUAAUGUCACUUCCACUUUGGCUUCGACAUUUCUGCUACUUUGAAAUCAUUAUACAUUAGUGGAUGUCCUAACUUCACAACAAUUCCAGAAUGGAUAGGUGACCUCGUUGCCCUUAAUUUGUUGGAGAUUUAUGAAUGUCCUAUGUUGACUUCCUUGACAGAAGCCAUGCGAUCUCUCACAGCAUUGCAAAGGCUAAAUAUUUUAUGGUGUUCAUCAAUCCUGAAGCGAAGAUGCGAGAAGCAAAUAGGAGAGGAUUGACCUAAGAUUGCUCACAUCCCAACUGUGUUGACAUGGGAGGUUCCAAACUCGGAUGGAUUUACAGGAGAGCUUAAAGAAAAAUGUUGAUGUUUCAACUGUGUUUUUGGGAGUCAGUUAAAAGUUGAUAAUUCAGCAGAACUGCUUUGCGGCUUCCAUUUUCAUGAUUCUCUAUUGAAGUAAAGUGGAUACUGCUUUUGACAUUUUCUUCAUUUCUCUGUUUGCUAUUUAAUUUCAUGACGAGUUUAUAUAGUACUAGUUUUGCUGAUUCUUUAGUUUUCACCUUGAUGUUUGUUGAGGAGUAACGUAUAGCUGUAUAUACUAGUACUAUUAUUAUACACAUAAGACAAGUUGAGUCAUAUAUUGCUCGUCUCUUGUGUUGGUGUAAUAUACGACAAUUACAAUAAAUAGUUGAAAAAAUAAAAUCAACAAAAAUGAAGAAGAUAAAAUAAUAUUCUUUUCA
This is a messenger RNA of Capsicum annuum, 3852 nucleotides long. Its product is annotated as putative disease resistance protein RGA1. Lineage: Eukaryota; Viridiplantae; Streptophyta; Magnoliopsida; Solanales; Solanaceae. The transcript is spliced from 2 exons. The record is from RefSeq and is a predicted model, not a curated record. Bases 2216 to 3193 code for a protein of 325 amino acids.